Messenger RNA from Staurois parvus, 376 nucleotides. The record is from the annotation of a GenBank genome assembly. Lineage: Eukaryota; Metazoa; Chordata; Amphibia; Anura; Ranidae.
CACCGAUCCACGGAAAGAGCCAAAGAUGUUGGCUCGGUCAUGUGAUCAGCUGUGUCCAAUCACAGCUGAUCAGUGAUCAUCAGGGCACUGAUGAUCAGUGUGCCCUGAUGAUCAGUGUAGCCCCAGAAGUGCCACCUGUCAGUGCUGAACAGUGCCAGAUGCCAGUGCCCAUCAGUGCACAUCAAUGCCACAUAUCAGUGCCUACCAGUGCACAUCAAUGCCACGUAUCAGUGCCCAUGUGAGCUGCCUUUCAGUGUCACCCAUCAGUGCCAGUCUGUGCCACCUAUCAAUGCCAAUCAGUGCCACCUAUCAGUGCUGCCAAUCAGUGCCGCCUAUCAGUGCCAGUCAGUGCCGCCUAUCAGUGCCGCCUAUCAGU